AUGGAGGUGGAGGAGGAGGAAAGACGCUCUCCACACGAUCAUGUGUAUCGGUGUGUUCCCGAGAGCUUCUUUGAUCGCGUAACGCAAGGGUUACGCGACGAUCUCGAACAUGAGCGGAAUAGGCGUCUCCAAAUGGCGGACACUGCCUCAAAGCAUCGAGCUGAGUUUGCCUUUGCUCAGCUUGAGAACGAGAGAGCUUUGACAUCUCUUCGUGACGAGCUAAGGGUAGCUCGUGGGAUUGUUGAUCGGUCUCGGGCUGAGAUAACUGCUCUUCAGACCCUUGUUAAUAUCCACCAUCGGGAGCACAAGGCUCUGCGAGAUGCUUGA
This is a messenger RNA of Peronospora matthiolae, 327 nucleotides long. Lineage: Eukaryota; Oomycota; Peronosporomycetes; Peronosporales; Peronosporaceae. The record is from the annotation of a GenBank genome assembly.